Molecule: messenger RNA, 363 nt
Organism: Miscanthus lutarioriparius
Lineage: Eukaryota; Viridiplantae; Streptophyta; Magnoliopsida; Poales; Poaceae
Source: the annotation of a GenBank genome assembly
AUGGCUUACGUCGAGAGAGAUAAUGAAUAUAAGCUGAAGUGCGCUGCAAAUUUGACAAGCGGACUAAUAUGGCGACUGAGCAUAAUCUCAGACUUCUUUCGGGCUAUUGUGAACUUCAUCAAGAUCUUCUUUGACACACUGUUCUCAGUGGACAAAACUGACAGCUACAAGAAAGGAUAUGGUGCUGGUAAGAAGUGGGAUGGUGGACCUGGUGGUGGUGGUGGUGGACGGGGCCCAUAUGGCAGUGGAGGUGGAGGAUUUGGCGGCGGAGGUGGAGGUGGUUCACGCAGUCCUCGCACUCUAUCUGACAUCCGAUCCAAUGACCACAGUUCUCUCCCUGCUUGUGGAUCCUGCUGCGGCUAG